AUGUCGCAGGAAUGUACAACCUUCUUGAUUGAUUCAUCACCUUCCAUGAAACAACACUCCAUUAGGUUUGAAACUUAUCUGGAAUUUGUUCUUUUCGAAAAGGCCCAAAAAGCUAGAAAGACGGAUUACUCUCAGGUAGUGCUUGCAAAUUCUCCAAUUGAAAAAAAUGACAGUGAUGUUCGUAAUAUGUAUGAACUAUAUCCUCCAAAUGCUCCAAUAACAUUAAACUCAAUAGUGAAGAUAUUUGAGCGUUUAAGAGAAGUCCGCGCUGUGGAACAAUUGAAAGAAUUGAAGGACAGUAAGCUUCUGGAUGCUUUACUAUCGAUUGGAAUUCAAAUAGCCGUAAAAUUCAACAAGAAGAAGGUGUUAAAGCAAGUAUUAGUUGUUACAGAUGACCUAGAGGGACUAAAUAUAGAGGAGGGCGAAUUAGAGCUAUUACAAGCGCAUCUGGAACUGAGACUAAUUCUGGUUUACUGUGGCGAUUCAUUUCCUGAUAAUUUUCGAAAGACAAAGUGGGGUACUUUGCUAGCCUUCAACGAGGGCUCUAUGAAGUUUACUUUGAAUGAAAUACUACAAACUGUGCAGAAACCCAAGCAUAAACCGGUAAAGCCAGUAAGGGUAUUUCAGGGCCCAUUACGACUGGGGGCAGACUUCGAAAAUUUGGACGGUGCUCAAGACGAUCCCUUUUGUAUUUGCAUAAAUGUGGAAGGAUAUCCUGCAACGAAACCGGUCUCUCUACAAAGUCGGAAAUAUGUCUAUAAAACAAACGAAGGUGCAUAUAUCCCCCUAAAAUCUGUUAUAGAAUACGAAAUACACGGACCAUCUACUAAUCAGGAUGAGGAGUAUACUUCCGUUCCAGUAACUAAUGAUCAUAUAGUAAAAGCUUUUCGAUAUGGUGCAGACUAUGUUGUGCUACCGGAGGUACUAGAAACGGAAAGAACCCACGAAACUUCAGCAGGUCUAGACAUUAGAGGAUUUUGUGACCUAUACAAUAUCCCUAGACACUACUUAUGUGGCGAAUCUGUAUAUAUCAUAGCAGAUAGUAAGGAUGGUACAGAUGCAGAUUACAUAGCUUUUGCUGCUCUGGUUGAUGCUAUGGUAGAGUCGAAAAAGGCCGCAAUUGCUCGCUAUGUUCAAAAAAGUAAUAGUGAAGUACAGAUGUGUGUUUUGUCCCCAUUGCUGGUCAACCACCCAUCAAAAAAACGUACAAGCGAUGAUCUUGAUGCAGAAUCAAAAAGGUCACUUGUUCUAUGUCGAUUACCUUUCGCGGAAGAUGAACGAGUAAGCGAUUUCCCUCCAUUCACUUGGAAGCAGCCAAAAGACGAAUCAAUUGAUAAACUUAUGGACGAUUUUGUUGAUUCCAUGCAUUUAGGAAUUGUAAAGAGAGAGGAACCAACAUCUUGGUGUUCUAGCAAAUUCAUUUUGCCAUAUGAUGCAGUACAAAAGGACAGUUCACUACCACUACCUUCCGACUAUCCUACAAAAGAAGACCUCAAUUCUCCAAUACAUAUACCGGCAAUUGCACUUCAUAGACAAAAGCAAGCUUUGCUCAAGUGCUUUCACCACCAGUAUCUCCAAGGCCGAAAUGGAGACUUUGCUAUCGGAGAAAUGUACGAACCACUACAGCAUAAAAUCACGCCUCAAAAAUCUAGGAAGACAGAUUCAUUAGCUCUGCUUCUUAAAUCUAAACUAGGUGUAAAGCCUGCUGAGAAACAUGAUACUACCAUUCCUAGUGACGAAAUUUACGAUGAUAAUGACGCUGGCGAUGACUCGCUUUCAUUAGAAAAGCUAUUGGAUUUAGGCAAGAGAUCUUCUUGA
Messenger RNA from Eremothecium sinecaudum, 1818 nucleotides. It is a transcript of the gene YKU80, whose product is annotated as ATP-dependent DNA helicase YKU80. Gene Ontology annotation, biological process: cellular response to X-ray; cellular response to gamma radiation; DNA recombination. Gene Ontology annotation, molecular function: damaged DNA binding; double-stranded DNA binding; telomeric repeat DNA binding. Gene Ontology annotation, cellular component: nucleus; Ku70:Ku80 complex. NCBI's taxonomy places the organism in Eukaryota, Fungi, Ascomycota, Saccharomycetes, Saccharomycetales, Saccharomycetaceae. The transcript has a single exon. Bases 1 to 1818 code for a protein of 605 amino acids. The record is from RefSeq and is a predicted model, not a curated record.